AUGGGAGACAGAACAUUCGUAGUGAUAUUCUUCUUCUGGGCUGCCCUCACAAUCGUCACCCCGAUGCUGGUUCUCCUCUCAGAGUCUUACAAGCAAAGUUUGUUGCUCUCCAAUGGUGAUGCUGUGCGGAUUGCUGAGGUGGUGAAGCCAAGGAAAAUGAUGGGAUACGAUCACGAAGAGGCAGAGAAGAAAUGGAACAGUACAGCUUCCGAGAAUGUUUCAGCUGUACCAAGUGAAGCUCCGCUGCCUUCCUUUGAGGAAGCUGACGAUGGAGAUUAUCACCCGCCAAGAAGUGAAGAACUUGCUCCUGCUUCGGAAAGAUUGGCCGACGAGUGAAGUGAUGACGACGAGCCAUGAGAAGUAAGGGCAGAAGGAUAAGAAGAAGAAGAGGAAGAGGAAGAGGAAGAAAGAAAAAACAGAGCUUUCGCAGGAGAGACAGAGUUGAGUCAAAGGUACUUGCAAUUCUCUGGCCCUGUUUAAAACAUUUAAGUCUUUCGAUGGAAUCCAGAAUCCAUUGUCUAGACUCUAGAGAAGGAAAAAACACCCUAUUGGUAGUAGUAGGAACUGUUUUAGAUACACAUAUCAAGACGGAUGAAGAAACAACAAAGA
Linum tenue is the source of this 609-nucleotide messenger RNA. Lineage: Eukaryota; Viridiplantae; Streptophyta; Magnoliopsida; Malpighiales; Linaceae. The record is from the annotation of a GenBank genome assembly.